UUAUAGUGAAUACCUUAUAAACAUACAUAUCAAGUUAGUAAAUCUAAAUUAUAUCGGUCCCUCGCGGUAAAAAACUAUUUUUAUUUAUGAGGCGAACAUCUAUAUAAGCAUUUGAAGAGUUAUAAUCGUAAGAUUCUGUAUACUGCCUAAAUUACAAGGUAGUUACGAAGCGAAAAAUUCAAUAAAAUCAGACGCUCCAUGCCCAUUCAAAAAUCUUCGCUCUACGGCGAGGUAUUUUUACACACCCAUCAAAGGCAACCUACCCCCGCUUCUACACUCCAUCGAAGCCAUAAAACGAGGCGAGCAAAAAAAUUGGUCUGGUUCAGUAAACAUACUUUAAUUUUUAAUAAUGGCUGAGUUAUCUACUUUACUUCAUCAAGAGGUUCCGGAAGGAAGAAACAAUCUUGCUGAUAGUCAUUCAAAUCUUGAACGUGUUGCUGAUUAUUGUGAAGCAAAUUACUUUCAAUCUGAAAAUAAACGAUAUGCUUUAGACGAAACGAAAAAUUACACAACACAGUCCUUAGCAAGCGUCGCCUACCAAAUUAAUACGUUAGCAUACAAUUUUUUGCAAUUGCUUGACUUACAAUCUUCUCAGUUAUCAGAAAUGGAAAGUCAAAUGAAUCAUAUUUCACAAACGGUAAUGAUUCAUAAAGAAAAAGUAGCAAGAAGAGAAAUUGGUGUACUCACAGCUAACAAAAUGACGUCUAGGCAGUAUAAAAUAAUUGCUCCCGCAAAUCCCGAAAAACCGAUUAAAUAUAUCAGAAAAAAUAUUGAUUAUACUAUUUUUGAUGACGUUGGCCAUGGUAUAAGAGCUGCAGGAACUCCUAGAACGAAGCAACGUGGUGGAAGUCAAAGCAGUGUUCAAAGUUUAGGAGCAUCAUCUACAGGUUCUGGCUUAGCGUCAGUUGCGGUAGGUCCAGCUCCAACAACAAAACCACCAACGCCACCACAAACUGGAAGAACAGGAACAUUGAGUAAGGGAUCCAAAGAGUAUAGAACACCUCCCGCUGUUGCACCUCCUCAAGUCCCGAGUCAUUAUGCUCCAAAUUAUCCUCUGGGUCAUCCAAGAAGAGAAAGGGGACCUGGAUAUAGUACUUUACCAUUACAUGUUCACUCAACACAGCAUAAUAACAAUUUAAAUAGUGCAUCGCCGGCUACACCUCAGAUCGGAACAGUUCAUCCACUACAAAAUUAUGGACAAACAUCUAUAUCAGGAUCGCCGAAUCUAAAUGUAAUGUCAUCGGGGAUUACUUACAAUCAAGAACAUAACACUAACAUGCCACCUCCUCCAUCUCCAUUAACUACUUCUACUUCAGAAGUUAUGGAUUACAGUAUACAUGGCACUCUUUCUCAUAGACAUUCAAAUGCUAUAAAUCGCAACGGAGGUAGUAGUCCACCAUUACCUCCUCCGCCGCCUCCGGAUCAAGAUGAACUUUCUCAAUUCGGAAGAUUAGUUUCAUGUUCUGGAACAAUAAAACCUAUAGUGCCAGAAGAAGAGGAUCUUCCAGGAUGGGUUCCAAAAAAUUAUAUAGAAAAAGUGGUUGCCAUUUAUGAUUAUUAUGCAGAUAAAGAAGAUGAGUUAAGUUUUCAAGAAAGUUCGGUCAUUUACGUUUUAAAGAAGAAUGAUGACGGAUGGUGGGAAGGCGUAAUGGAUGGCAUAACAGGAUUGUUCCCUGGAAAUUAUGUCGAACACUGUGUUUAAAAUGAUUUUAUAAUAAUGGAUCUGAUUAUUCCUAUCCUAAGAUUUAUUGUAUUACCAGAUUACAUUUUCAAAUAAUAUAGAUGUAGUCACAUACUGAUAUUUACUAUUAGUUAUCUUAAGUGCACAUCGAUGCAAUCGACAGUAAACAUGACUUUUAUUUCCA
Nasonia vitripennis (jewel wasp) is the source of this 1865-nucleotide messenger RNA. RefSeq names its product abl interactor 2 (gene Abi). Bases 350 to 1702 code for a protein of 450 amino acids. The transcript has 5 exons. Gene Ontology annotation, molecular function: SH3 domain binding. The record is from RefSeq and is a predicted model, not a curated record. Lineage: Eukaryota; Metazoa; Arthropoda; Insecta; Hymenoptera; Pteromalidae.